Molecule: messenger RNA, 1719 nt
Organism: Lodderomyces parapsilosis
Lineage: Eukaryota; Fungi; Ascomycota; Pichiomycetes; Serinales; Debaryomycetaceae
Exons: 1
Coding region: 1-1719 (572 amino acids)
Biological process (GO): protein folding in endoplasmic reticulum
Cellular component (GO): cytoplasm; membrane
Source: RefSeq, a predicted model, not a curated record
AUGCUCAGCACGUGGCUUUCAAUCGCAUUGAUUUGUUUGUACGGAUGCGUGUGUCAAGCUCGCAAAGAUGACGAGAAAGAUCCGUUUACCAAUACAUCAUCACAGGAGUACAGUCCCAUCAACGAUUCCCUCCCAGUAUUUCUAUCUACGGAAAUCCCAUCAUUUGCAAAUGCCUAUGAUGGGCGGCAAGACUUGUACCUCCAAUCACCAGUGAUCCAACCACACUCGAGUAACGAGUCUCAUGCUGAUUCUGUCAUUGACGAUUGUCAUUUUAUGUCAUUUGAAGAAUGGAAGAAGCAGAAAAUUGAAACUAAUACAUCACUUUCCAACACGUCUAGAAACAAUACCGAGCCAUUAAAGCCACUGGCAAAUGUUUCUACUACAAAUGCAACUGCAUUCUCGGUUGUGGCAGUUACUGAACAAGAGGGAACUGUUUACAAGAACAAAUUCAACUUUGCGUCGGCUGAUUGUGCAGCCACCAUUGUGAAAACCAAUUCCCAAGCAAAAGGAGCACCAGCAAUCUUGAAAGAAAACAAAGACUCCUAUCUUUUAAACGAGUGCUCGGUUAAAAACAAAUUCAUCGUGGUUGAGCUAUGUCAGGAUAUUCUUGUGAGUCAAGUUGUUCUUGGAAACUAUGAGUUCUUUUCAUCAAUGUAUAAAGAUAUCCGGGUUAGUGUUAGUGACAGGUUUCCUACUCAAAAUUGGCGAGAAUUGGGACAAUUUACUGCUCAAAAUAUACGUGAUAUUCAAACAUUUAAUAUUGACAAUCCAUUGAUUUGGGCACGAUAUUUAAAGUUGGAGAUAUUGAGUCACUAUGGAAAUGAGUUUUAUUGUCCAAUAUCGGUGAUUAGAGUUCAUGGAAAGACCAUGAUUGAUGAAUUCAAAGAGGAUGAAGAGGUUUCGUCUCUUCAAAACCAGAAGGAUGCAACGAUUAAGGAGUUGGAUUCGAAAGAUAAUGAACUAGAGUCAUUGAUCAACGACACCUUCAAUGAAUGCAGUGUUGUUUUACCGCAUUUACUUUUAAACGAGUUCCUCAAGGAUUUCAAUACCACUCACAACAACCAUUGCUUACCUAGUGACGACACCAAUAGUUCGAGCCUGAUUACCUCGACAACAGCCACAAUUACAACAACACAGGAAUCAAUUUAUAAGAACAUAAUCAAAAGACUUACGUUGCUAGAAUCCAAUGCGACGUUGUCAUUACUUUACAUUGAAGAACAGCUGAAGCUUUUGAGCAUAGCCUUUCAAAAUUUGGAGAAACGCCAAACUGCCAAUUUUAAUAACUUGUUGAGAUCCGUCAAUUCCACUCUCCUAAAUCAGCUUUCCAUCUUUAAAGAGUCAUAUCAUGAAAUGUAUCUGCAAUAUAGUGAGCUUUUCCAUUUGCAGGACCACAAAUACAAGCAUUUUAUCUCCGAAUCCAAUGUGAGAAUAAAAAACAUUAGCAGUGAUUUGACAUUUCAAAAACGUUUGUCUUUCUUCAACAGUGUUAUCAUCAUUUGUCUUCUUGUUUAUGUGAUUUUGACGAGGGAGGUUAAUGUUGAGGUGCAAACUCGAAGCAGCGGGAGACGAGAUAAGCUGCUCUUUGGCACACGCCAACAGGGCAGAUCUUCUUCACUAGAUGGAAGUAGAAAAAAUCGCCUUCUGAUAUCUGAUCCCAUACUAGCUCCUACUAAAUCAAUGCACGAUGACCCCCAUCCAAAACACCGAAAAUCUACAUAA